Ostrinia nubilalis (European corn borer) is the source of this 4002-nucleotide messenger RNA. RefSeq names its product probable serine/threonine-protein kinase nek3. The record is from RefSeq and is a predicted model, not a curated record. The transcript is spliced from 3 exons. Gene Ontology annotation, cellular component: extracellular region. The coding region runs from base 1 to 3876 and encodes 1291 amino acids. Lineage: Eukaryota; Metazoa; Arthropoda; Insecta; Lepidoptera; Crambidae. Gene Ontology annotation, molecular function: chitin binding.
AUGUGGAAGUACGUGGUUUUCGUGUGUCUACCCAUCUCCUGGGCCACAGCUCAGAACAGCAGAACGUCAGCUCAUCAGGAGCACGGGCAUGGCUGGGACAUCCGACUGGCGGUGCCUGGUGAACCUGGAAGCGACUACCCUACGCUCGGCGCUAUUCCUAGGACAUCCUUCUCUUGCGCUGGAAAGGCACCAGGAUACUACGCUGACUUGGAAACCAAUUGCCAAGUGUUCCGCGUUUGCACCCUCGGAUCUACUUACGGAUUCCAGUCGUUUCUUUGCCCGAACGGAACACUCUUCAACCAAGCUGUCUUCGUCUGCGACUGGUGGAUGAACGUGAAGUGCCAGGAGUCAGCGCAACUUUUCAAUAACAACAAUGAGAAAUUUGGAAACCUAAGACUUGGUCCCCAGCUCAUGAAGGACAUCAAGAAAAUGCUCACGCAUCCAAUGCGAAAUCCUUACGAUAAAACUGCGAUGAAGAGCAAUCUUGUCGUGAUGCAAGAUUACAAGCCACCUUUUGGACAAUUGUUCCCCAAUGGAGCUCUAAUAGCUGGUCCCGAAAGACCUCCCAACAAUAUUUACGUGCCUGCAAAGCAAGUGCAAUUCAGUCAAAAUAAUUUCGGAGGCAAUGAUAUCGCAUUUGCUGCUUCCACUCCUGAUCCCCGAUACCUUCCCGCAGCAUUCAAUAAUGGCCAAAGAGAUGCUGAAGUAUUUCAACGGCAACGGCAAUAUGGUCAAUACGCUCAAAACCAAAGACUCCAAAAUGCUCCAGGAACUGUUAUUUCUAACGGGCAUGCAGGACAAUUUACACAAAUGAUAAGUAACGCUAAUCUACUAUCGACGCGACCUACUCAGAGCUAUAACAAUGGAAUCGUACAAUACGGGCAAAGACAAUUAAGUAAUACGCGACCUACUCCAUCAAUUUCCACACAAAACGCAAUAAACAUUCAGAGAGGACAGCUGAAUCAACUAAACUCACAAUACACAAACUAUCAAAAUCCUGCUAGAUUGAAUAGUGGGAAACAAUUGUCAUUUGGUGAACCUUUAACAAACCAACAGUACAAUUCAAAUCAAGUUCGACAACCCUACACAUAUCAACAACCACCAUUGCAAUUUUCCAAUGAAAUUAAUGGUAAAGUUGGUAAUGAGGCGAAACAAAACCUGGUAAGUGCAGACAACGAAAUACCUUCUACAGUUAUUACUAAAACACUAACACUUAAAAGAGUCAUUCAGGAACCGAAACGUGGUGGCCCUAAAUCCAGAAUUACAGUUAAGACUUGGAUAGUGAAACCAUCUAAAAGUGCUAAAUUAAUAAACUCUACACCUUAUACUUAUGAGAAACCUACGCAGCCUCCAGCGGAAAAGCUGAUUGACACUACUCCUUAUGUAUACAAUAGACCAACUAGCCAGUCAGCAAAAUUAACGAAGGAAGCUGAACAACCUUACGUUUAUAAUAAACCAACAACACAAACAGCAAAACUAAGAUCAGAAUCAGAACAACCUUAUGUAUAUAACAAGCCUACGGCAAGGCUUGUAGCAGAAAAAGAACAAGCUUAUGUUUACAAUAAGCCAACAGCAAGACUGGUAACAGAAUCGGAACAGCCUUAUGUUUAUAAUAAACCUACGACAGCAGCAGCAAAACAGAUAGUUUCACCAUCUAAGGAACCAUCUCGGGCUUAUCUAACACCGACCACACCCCGUCAAACCUUAUCUCGCUUAUAUCUAACACCGACAUCAUUGCCACCUACGCAAGCUUCACGACUUUACCUUGCUCCUACAACAUACAAUCCUUCUUCAAGACUUUACCUGCCACCUUUACAAAGCUCACCUGUCUUAUCUCGGCAAUAUCUAGCACCACCUACUCUACAACAGCCAGAAUCAUAUCAAAGUGAGCAGUUAAGAGCCGCUCCCACUACACCAUCGCCAACUUACGCAGUUCCAAUUACUGAAGUAUUAAGCAGUUCAGAUUUUCCACAAUCAAAACAAUCUCAAACCGUUACUAAUGAUAAAAACCUUACGUUUACUGACAUACUUACCAAAGAAAAAUUAGAUCUUACAGUCAAUGAUAUUGUAAAAGAUACUAGGACAUUCUUGAAAACUGCAUCUCCUCCCCAGUUUGGGGAGUACCGAAGUGAUAUAAAUGUCGUAGAUUAUGUUGAUGAAAAUUAUUUACCACCCGAACCUAUUAGUACUGACAGUGGUGAAAAAUUAACUUCUCAGCUUCCUACAACGGAGCUUAAAAGUGCUCGUCUGGUAGCUACCCCGUCCACUGAUCUAGUACCUCCGGUUGAAACAUUUACUAACGAUAAUCAAAAUUCUAAUCAACUUUCAAAUUUGCCAUUUUAUAAAGAAUCAUUAGUUCCCACGAACACUAUCGAAAGAACAGUUUCAUUAAAAAUUUCAAUACCCGAAACAAUUGCCACUUAUUUGUUUAAAAAUCAGAGCGAAAACAAUUUUGAUCAUCUUGAAAUAUUAAAUACUGGCAGCAGUAACUAUCUAGUUUUAACUAACAAUGCAGAAUCAAAGAAAAAUGGUGCAAGUUUUAUACCUAUUGGAAAAAUAGUCGUAGAUAAACCAACCAACAUUUCUAAUUCACAGGCACUGGUGUUUUCACUCCUGGCAGACUCAAUCAACGUAGCCAAAGAAUACAGCAACACAGCACAUCAAGAACAGUCAGCACAGUUACGAGCACCAAUUCAAAACAUUAAUAAUGAUGAUUUAGCGCAUAUCACAAAUAAAAUAUCUCAACUCACAUCCUCACAAUAUUCAGGAAACAAUCAGGCAUAUAAAUCUGCGAACAUUGUAUCCACAGUUCAAACUACAACAAAAGAUCAGGGUUAUCAGUAUAGAGAUUCUGGAACAAAUAAUUUGUCACAAAACCAAAUUCAAUCAAGCCAAAGAGUUCAGAAUAAUUAUGGGUCGACACAAACCACUAAUCAACCACAGUCCGCGCGCUUACAAAGCGGCACAGGCGUGCAAUAUAACACAGUACAGUCUAAUUCUAAACAAGUAUACAGUGGCCAGUUAUACCAACUUCCAGUUCCCGAAGUGACUAAUCAGUAUUACAAUGGACAAAAUAAUGGAAAUGUACAGUCUAGUAAAAUCCAACAACAGGAAAACUUUUCCAGCCAAAAUAACAAUGUUGUAAGUAGUAAUAACAAUAACAGGGCCCCUGAUGGUGAUGUGGAAAUUAUCAAAUCACAGUCCAUCCCCAUCACAUCUGGAAAGCUACAAGCAUCUCCCACAACUGAAUUAGACGAAUUUAACAGUCAAGAGAACUUUAGUAAAUUCAUAAGUACAAAUAAUGGCAUCUCUGCUCAGUUACAAGAUAAAAUUGUAGGGACGAUAAACCAUCCGUUAUCAGACAAUAAACUUGUGACCUAUAAAAAGGAUGAAUCGUACUAUGUCUAUACAAAACUAGACAACUCAUUUCCACAAAAUAUACAAACUAACGGAAACCUAGUGCAACUGAAUAUUGACGGUAGUCAAAAGAGUGCUAAAUUAACUCAGGGAAACGAUUUUCCGAAUGUCGUUGCAUUCCAAUUUAUUCCUUCAGUUAGCUAUCAGUUAGAAGAUGAAAAGGAACAACAAAAAAUUUUAAAUGCUUUCCAGAUUGAUGAGUUUGGAAGUCCUAAGCAAAAGCUAGUUCAAACUUCUAGUGUAGAUUAUUCUGUUGAUCACACGCCUUCAGCUAAGCAAUUUGAUAGGCAGUUUAAUGAAGUAAAUAAUUUAUAUGCCGGUCCUUCGUCAUAUUCGGCUCCUCAAUCAUCAGUUGGGAAACUACAGUCGAGACAGGACAACGUUAAUGCGAGAUUAGAGCUUGAAGAAAAUAACAAUGGGUAUUCUAAAGUUGUCCCAUCACGCCAAUUUACUUUUUAAGACAUAGUUGUGAGCAAUUUAUUUAUUUAAGAAAAUAUCUAAUAGGUACUUAGAUUUUAUUAUUGUAAAUAAAACCAAAUUAUUUAAGUUUUGUAAGUUAUGAUAAUAUUAAAAAAUCAUUAUAUU